This is a messenger RNA of Eublepharis macularius, 960 nucleotides long. Its product is annotated as vomeronasal type-2 receptor 26-like. Gene Ontology annotation, cellular component: membrane. Bases 1 to 960 code for a protein of 319 amino acids. Gene Ontology annotation, biological process: G protein-coupled receptor signaling pathway. Lineage: Eukaryota; Metazoa; Chordata; Lepidosauria; Squamata; Eublepharidae. Gene Ontology annotation, molecular function: G protein-coupled receptor activity. The transcript is spliced from 2 exons. The record is from RefSeq and is a predicted model, not a curated record.
AUGGUAUUGCUCUUGUGGAAGAAGCUGGGUCUAGAAAUUGGCUCCAAUGGCGCAAGAAACGUGGAUCAUUGUAUCGAGUGUGCGGAAGAUGAAUAUCCAAACAGAAACCAAGAUCGAUGUCUGCCCAAGACAAUGAAUUUUCUGUCUUAUGAAGAACCUUUAGGGAUCAGUUUGGCUGCCAUUGCUAUGACUUUUUUUGUGAUCACAUCUUUGGUUCUGGCAACUUUUAUUAAGCACAAAGACACCCCCAUAGUCAAGGCCAACAACCGAGAUAUCACCUACGCUCUGCUGGUCUCUCUCUUGCUCUGCUUCCUCUGCUCUUUGCUUUUCCUUGGAGAACCAACCAAGGUGACUUGCUUCCUCCGCCAGUCUACUUUUGGCAUCAUCUUCUCAGUGGCGGUUUCUUGCGUGUUGGCCAAAACAGUCACUGUGGUUGUCGCUUUCAUGGCCACCAAACCAGGCUCCAGCAUAAGGAAAUGGGUGGGGAAAAGACUGACCAACUCCGUUGUCCUUUCCUGCUCCACCAUUCAAGUAGUGAUUUGUCUGCUGUGGCUAGGAACCUCUCCCCCAUUCCCAGAUUUUGAUACACAAUCAUUGAAUGAGGAAAUAGUUGUGGAAUGUAACGAAGGGUCCGUCACCAUGUUCUACAUCGUCCUUGGCUACAUGGGACUUCUGUCCAUCAUCAGCUUGACUGUGGCUUUCCUAGCCAGGAAAUUGCCUGACAGUUUUAAUGAAGCCAAGUUUAUCACCUUCAGCAUGUGUAUGUUUUGCAGUGUUUGGAUAUCUUUCGUUCCAACCUACCUGAGCACCAAAGGGAAAUACAUGGUAGCCGUGGAGAUCUUCUCUAUCUUGUCCUCCAGUGCUGGGUUACUGGGUUGUAUCUUUUUCCCUAAGUGUUACAUUAUUUUGCUGAGGCCUGAACUGAAUGACAGGGAGCAACUAAUAAGGAGAAAGAACUAA